Seriola aureovittata is the source of this 6239-nucleotide messenger RNA. It is a transcript of the gene jak1, whose product is annotated as Janus kinase 1. Bases 262 to 3810 code for a protein of 1182 amino acids. The record is from RefSeq and is a predicted model, not a curated record. NCBI's taxonomy places the organism in Eukaryota, Metazoa, Chordata, Actinopteri, Carangiformes, Carangidae. Gene Ontology annotation, biological process: cell differentiation; cell surface receptor signaling pathway via JAK-STAT; cytokine-mediated signaling pathway. The transcript has 25 exons. Gene Ontology annotation, molecular function: cytokine receptor binding; non-membrane spanning protein tyrosine kinase activity; ATP binding. Gene Ontology annotation, cellular component: cytoskeleton; cytosol; membrane.
UGUCAGGAAGGGUUAGCACGAAGAGAGGAGGACUACGUCUACACACAAGCUUUGAAGUAUCGAAAUAUUCUGUGGAUUUAACGUCAUAUUUUUACUUCUGGAUACUGAAGGUUUUUCUUGAGAAGUUUUGGAAUCAAAUAGUCGACAAGCCAUACGUGAAAUCCUUCUAGAGCGGGAGCUCCAACUUGGUUGAAGCGUCUAAUGUACUAAACGAAAAGGAAGUAACUUGCCAGCUGUCUGGCUACGCUCGCUAGUGUCUGAAUGCCAACUCUGUGGGUGAUGGAGUUGAGCAGGCAACUCUGUGGGAAGAUGAGGAGGUCCAGCAAGAGGGCUCCACUGUCCUCUUCUCCUACUACCACUUGGGGCCUGGAGAUCCACUUUUACUCACCGGACGUGCACCAGCUAGAGUACUUAAAAGGAUGCUACACUGCUGAGGAGCUCUGUGUGGAUGCUGCCAAGAAAUGCUCAAUCUCUCCCUUGUGCCAUAAUCUAUUUUCCCUGUACAAUGAGACUACUGGAACAUGGUACCCCCCCAACUACGAGUUCAAGAUCACAGAUGAAACCAGUAUCAAGUUGCACUAUCGCAUGAGGUUUUAUUUCAGAAAUUGGCAUGGCACCACUGAAGGAGAGUCUCCAGUUUGGAGACACUGCAUCAGUAAACUCAGAGGAGGACUUAGCCCACAGAAAACACCAGAGGGAACACCCCUACUGGAUGCUGCAUCUCUAGACUACCUGUUUGCCCAGGGCCAGCAUGACUUUCAAAAGGGUGUGGCUCCACUGAGGAUGUCCCAGUCAGAAGCAGAGCAGCAUGAGAUAGAAAACGAAUGUCUGGGCAUGGCUGUGCUCGCCAUCACUCACUAUACCAUUAACAUGUCCGUGCCCAAUGCUUCCCAUGAAAUCAGCUACAAGCGUUUUAUCCCAGAAUCCCUGAACUGCAACAUUAAGCAGCGCAACUUUCUGACACGCAUCCGCAUCAACAACGUCUUCAAGAAAUUCCUCAGCGAAUUCAACCGCCGCACUGUUAAGGACAGCAACAUCACACCGUAUGACCUGAAGAUUAAGUACUUGGCCACUCUGGAGGGCCUGACCAGCGGCCUGGGCAGCGAGCUACUUGAGCCCAUCUUGCUUAGUGUCACACAGGAAGGAGAGGUCUACAAUGGAGGUUACCAUGGGUACAGCCAGAGCCAAGGGCAAAGCCAGAGCCAGAGUCAGAACAUGGAGGCAAGCAGCGACAUGCAAGUCCUGGUUACUGGUACCACUGGCAUUUCCUGGAGGAAGAAGCCUGCUGCAGUGGUCUCCAAAGAAAAGGGCAAGUCAAAGAAGAACAAACUGAAAACAGAGAAAGAAAAUGAAAGAAAACAGGAAAAUGACAAAAACAAAGAGACAAAAGAAGGCUGGGUGGUGUUCUGUGACUUCCAUGAGAUCACACACACUGUCAUCAAAGAGGCAACGGUCACCAUCUAUAGACAGGACAACAAGAGGAUGGAGAUGCAAAUGGUUUCUCGUGCUGAGGCUCUGUCCUUUGCAGCCCUUGUGGACGGGUAUUUCAGGCUGACAGUGGAUGCCCACCACUACCUGUGCAAGGAGGUGGCCCCUGCUUCAGUGGUGCACAACAUCAACGAUGGCUGCCAUGGACCCAUCUGUACGGAGUAUGCUAUCCACAAGCUGCGUCAAGAGGGCAACGAGGAGGGCACCUACAUCUUGCGCUGGAGCUGCACCGACUACCAGUACAUCAUCAUCACUGUGGUCUGCACUGAGAUUGACCUGAGGGAGUCUCGUCCUGUGCGCCACUAUAAGAACUUCCAAAUUGAAGUGGCUUCUGAUGGGUACCGUCUGUACGGCACUGAUACAUUGCGGCCCACUCUCAGGGAGCUGCUGGAGCACCUGGAGGGCCAGAGUCUUCGCACCGACAACCUCCAGUUCCAGCUGGUCCGCUGCUGCCCCCCACAGCCUAGAGAGGUUUCUAACCUGCUGGUGGUCACUAAAGAAAGAGCACAGGCCCCUCAGACACCCAUAGAGGAGAGUCAGCUCAGCUUCCAUCGCAUUCUCAAGGAGGAGAUUGAACAGGAGGAGCACCUCGGCCUGGGCACAAGAACCAACAUUUACUCAGGCACACUGAGGGUGAAAAGUGAGGAGGACGAGGAUGCAGGUUACUCAUCCUUCCAAGAAUUCAAGGUGGUCCUGAAGGUGCUGGGUUCUGGACACAGGGACAUCUCCUUGGCCUUCUUCGAAACAGCCAGCAUGAUGCGACAAGUGUCCCACAAACACAUAGUGCUGCUGUAUGGAGUAUGUGUCCGCCACCUGGAGAAUAUCAUGGUGGAGGAGUUUGUCCAACUCGGACCACUGGACCUGUUUAUGAGGAGACAACAGAGUCAACUCAGCACACCAUGGAAGUUCCAGGUGGCCAAGCAGCUGGCCUCAGCUCUAAGCUACUUGGAGGACAAAAAGCUGGUCCAUGGAUUUGUGUGUGCUAAGAACAUCCUGCUGGCCAGAGACGGACUGGGCACCGAUGAAGGAGGACCUUUCAUCAAGCUCAGCGACCCAGGAAUACCAAUCACGGUACUCACCAGAGAGGAGUGUGUGCAUCGUAUCCCAUGGAUCUCUCCGGAGUGUGUCAAGAGCUCGUCUGCCCUGAGCAUUGCAGCCGACAAGUGGGGCUUUGGUACCACCCUGUGGGAGAUCUGCUAUGAUGGAGAGGUCCCCCUCAAAGAGAAAAAACUCACCGAGAAGGAGAGGUUUUAUGAAAGAGAGUGCCAACUGGCCACCCCAGACUGCAGAGAGCUGGCUGAACUGAUGACCCACUGCAUGAACUACGACCCCAAGAAGAGACCUUUCUUCAGGGCUAUCGUCAGAGACAUUGAUGUGCUAGAGGAAAAAAAUCCAUCUAUCAAACCCCAACCUACACCAGAGGUGGACCCGACUGUGUUUGAAAAGAGGUUCCUGCGGAAGAUCAGAGACCUGGGAGAGGGCCACUUUGGUAAGGUAGAGCUGUGUCGAUAUGAUCCGAGGGGAGAUAGAACUGGCGAGCCGGUGGCAGUGAAGUCACUGAAGCCCGAGAACCGGGAGGAGCAGAGCAACAACCUCUCAAGCGAGAUCAACAUCCUGAAGGCACUCUACCAUGAAAACAUUGUCAAAUACAAGGGCAUUUGCCAAGAGGAAGGUGGUCAGGCCAUUAAGCUGAUUAUGGAGUAUCUUCCACUGGGCAGUUUGAAGGAGUAUCUACCCCGAAACAAAAGCAAGACCAACCUCAGCACCCUGCUCAGCUACUCUGUCCAGAUAUGCAAGGGAAUGGAAUAUUUGGGAUCUCAAAAUUACAUCCACCGAGACCUGGCUGCCAGAAAUGUACUGGUGGAGAACGAGACGACGGUGAAGAUCGGAGACUUCGGCCUCACCAAGAGCAUCAAGGACAAUGAUGGAUAUUACACUGUCAAGGACGACCACGACAGCCCUGUUUUCUGGUAUGCUCCAGAGUGUCUGACCCAGUGUAAGUUCUACCUUGCCUCAGACGUCUGGUCCUUCGGGGUGACGAUGUACGAGCUCAUCACCUACUGUGACUCCACCAAGAGCCCAAUGACGCUCUUCCUCAGUAUGAUUGGUCGAACUCACGGUCAGAUGACCAUCAUCCGACUGGUGAAGGUGUUGCAGGAAGGGAGGAGGUUGCCACGUCCAGAGAGCUGUCCUGAGCUUGUGUAUGAUCUGAUGCGCAAGUGCUGGGAGCAGAUGCCUGACAGGAGAAUCACCUUCAAGCGCCUGAUCGAGGAGCUGACCAACAUGCAGCAGCAGCUCCAACCACAAAACAACUUUCAAUAAACCUCCAGCUGUUUGAGGUUCUGGGAGCGCAGUCGACUUUUGCAUGCGGACUUGGGAACAGAUGCAAAUGGCAAAAUUGGCCCCAGAUCAGCAUCUGCUUAUGCUGCUUCAUUUUUACUGCGAGACAGUCCUGAAGUGUCAGCGCUUCAGACAGUCACGCCUCAUCACAUAUAACCCUUAUAAAACCCACAUAAAGACUUCAAUCCUAAUCAACUACCAUUUUAGCCUUCCAUAUAUUUUUAUAUUUUUAUUUGCUGGGCUAAUAUUUUCAGUUAUUGUUAUAUUUCCUUACUGUAUGAAUAUUGGUUAUGAAAUGAGUAAAUCCUGUUAAACCUUGUAGCCUUAGCCCAUGCUAAGUGUGACCUUAUAUCUACCCAAAGGACUUCCGAGGGUAUCUAACACAUGUAACUGUCUGCAUUGUGAGAAGUCAUCCCUCAUAUAUAGUGUAUAAUGAGCCUUAUAAUAGUGCGGACUCGAGGCUGGACAGAUGGAAACCGAGCAGAGAGAGAAACCGGUUUAAUGCUCACAGCUGUGCGACGGUCGUCUUUGUGACAGACGCUGAGUGGAUCACUUGAUGAAACCUGUUGAGAAGUGCUUGAAUGGACAGAACACAGGCAUUAACAGAUACUAAAGAUGUGGUUUCCAGCAUUUUUGUGUCACUGCUGUUUGGGUCAUGGACUCCUGUUUGGGGGAGAAAAAAAAAAAAUCACCUUAUUUGUAUCUGUUUUAGUUUCUGGAGCCGCGGAGUGAUCUGUGAUGCAUGUUUAGAUUCUCUGCUCAGGAUGUGCAGACACAGUCACAUAGAACUGCCAUUAAAUUAGAGCCAGCAGUCGGUCAGCGGUGUCCUUUUCGCUGCUUUGUCGUCAUCGUUAUACAGUUAAAACAAUUAGUCGAUCAACUGAAAAUUAAUCAGAAACCUUUUUGAUAACCAGUUAUUCUUUAUUCAUUGAUUCAAUUUUGUUUUCCUGUGUCUUGUCUUUGUAACAUUAGUUGGGAUUUUAUUGGUUUGACAAAAGCAGCAAUUUGACAAAAUUAUUUUGACUUUCAGGACGUUUUUAACCCUCUUUCAGACAUUUAAUAGACAAUAUUGAGAAAAUAUUCCACACAUUAAUCUUUACUUGCAGCCUAGAUUGUUUAAAUGUGUAAUAAUCACUGUCUGACUUAUAGUGACGAACAUGACGAGUAUUUCUUUCUUUGUGGAGAAGCAGUUUGAGCUGCAUUAGAACCGAAACAGAAAAUCUAGUUUUUCCUUUUACAGGUUAUGACUGUCUAUUAAUGCUUGAUACUCUCCUCCUCCUCCGCAAAUCACCAGAGUUGGAUUAGGUUUUGCAGAAAGAGUGAAAAAGUUCUGUUUUUUUCUCUGUAAAAUCUUCAGAUGGAGGAGGUCAAAUGUUUGGAAGGAGUUCAGUUUAUAUUUUGAAAGAAAUGCUGCUGUAUAACUAUAACCCACACCAGUGGCGACGCCCCUGAACUUGUUGACGUUCCGUCCCAUGAGCAGUCAGUCAUUACCAUGGGGACUCGGUGCUCGUGGAUGGGACCACACCCAUCUUUGAACUCAGCAUUCGUUUCGUUUGAUGACUAUCGUAUACAGUUGUGAUAAAAUCUGUCCACAGACAUACAAGCACCUGGCAAAUGCUCAUGGCCUCUGUGGUGUCACCAGGCCACAGUUUGCCAUGAUAUCUCUCUCUCACACACACAAACACAGAAAACAAAACCAGCCACACUGAUAAUCCUUCCUGAAUCUUCAAAAGUGAAGAAAAAAAAAAAAGCAUGUGUGCUUCAGGGGUGAGAGAUUAAGAUAAGUACCUGUGACAGACACUUGAGGGCAGUAUAAUUUCACUUUUCUUCUCCUUCUUCACACACAAAUAUACUAUACAUUAUAUUAUGGAGCGCAAAGGAUUGUAUGUGGAAGAAGUUCAGAAGGUUUUUUGAAGUGAGAGAUUAAGAUUAGUCAGUGUGACUGAUGGCAUUGAUGUUCCUAAAAAUAUUUUUGUUGACAGUUAUUUUUGCAUUUUAUUUGUAAAAUUUUCUUUUUAAUUCCCCCAUAUGCAAGGAAAGUGUAUUUUAUCUGUGUAAAUGUGAUACCGUUUGAGCAGAGGGUUUUUUCUGUUUUCAAUUGGCUGCGUAGCUGUGAAGUCUCGCUCGGUCACGUAUCACCACUUCAGAAAUGGUCAGUUGAGUUUAACGCAGCCCUGCGGCUUUUACUGUGAAUGUAGGCAGAAAAAAACAAAAGUACUGUCGAGGAGACAAAGUUGAGCUUCAGUCCACAUUUUAUUUAGGAAUGUAAAAGACAAUUCCUUCUGCUCAAAAUAAGAGAAAAGAAAUAUAUUUUUCAAAAUAUAAGACCAAAGUAUGAAUUAUGGAAGGUAAAAGUAUCCAUAAAUACACAAUGAAAAAAUAAAUAAAAUCAAUGUUUGUUGUGUUCUGUG